AUGCCGGUGAUGACACAGAAGCCAGACGACGGCGCACACGGCUAUGCCCUCCACGCUGCCUGUUGGUCGCUGCUUGAAACAUAUGUCGCGCCACAGAAGAUAGACAUCGCUCGUUUGCUUGAGGUGUGUGGCUCGGUACCAUAUUAUUCCAAUUGUGGUGGCUUGGCCUGGGAGCAUUGUUACGAGGGGUUUCUCAGCAGGGACAAUGAGAUCGAAUUUCCUUGGGGCAGAGACUACGGAACAACAUCUUCAUCGCCACGUGCGGAUUUUCGGCUCAUGCAAGCUUCCUAUGCCGAUGCUGAUCCCGACCAUCCCAUGAUCACGUACCCGGAUGGUUAUGUUCCUCCGCAACCUCCUCAAUGGCCCAGAGGAAAUGGCUCCGUGGCAGACAGCUUUGCUCAGUUUCCGCUAGAGCUGCUAGAGAUGAUCGCUAUCUUGCUGCCCACAAAAGCCGUUUUUCAUCUGCGAAGCGCCUCACGUAGCUUCUUGCCCAUAUUCGAAAGCAAGACAUUUUGGAAGUCCCGCUUCCAGAAAGAAGGCGAUCGCGGCUUUAUUUUCGACUUGCUCGAGCAACCAGAGAAGGUCGACUUGAGAGCGCUGUGGCGGUCUAGCGCGAAAUACCUCCGGCUAUCGAACAGUCGGCGUAUAUGGUCGAUUCUGCAAAGCGUUGUCCCUUUGAUGGACAUGCGAAUCUCCGUCGUGGAGGCGAAAAGUGGUUCUCACCCACUAAAGGAAGAUCAACUCAUCGCAGUCUCUGCCAACAUUCAGCAACAGACAUCCUUUCCGCCACGAUGCAUUGUUUGGCCUCACGGCUGUACCGAAUUUGGCUUCCAGCAAAUAACAUGGCCUCAGGGUGUCGUGCGCAUAUCAGUGUCGACGGUGGAUAUCGGUGAUAUGAGAUACAUUUCCGGCCUGAAACUCAACAAAAAGAACAGGUCAUCUGUCAGUAUAGGUUACAUGUCAAGACAUCUUGAGUCCUUUGAAGUCGAUGCCGAAGUCACAGGCUUCGUAAUAGCCAUGGGCGCGAGAGGCCUCAAUGGCAUACGUGUCUUGACCGCCGCACAAAAGGCCUCACCCUGGCUAGGGAAUCCAACUGGCACACCGAUCACGGGACGACUUCUUAACGUUCGGCCCAUCUCCCAUCUUGGCAUUCAAUUUGACGGCUUCAAGAUCAUCUCUCUAUAUGUGAGAAGCGGCAAAGCUAUUGACGCACUCUCGGGAGGAUCAGACAGCAUCGACCUUCGGAAGCAGGCUAUAUGGUAUCCGAGAGUGCCACAGCCUAGCCUUCACGUUCAAGACCAAUAUCAAAGAUAUCCUCCCGACUUUCGACCGAUUUUCUGGACUCAAUUUGGUGGAGCUCGUGGCAUCCUGCUCAAACAUCUGACUUCGGUCUCGAUAUCAAGGCAGAACAGCAUACGCGGCAUCUCAUUCGACUAUGCCAACACGGCGCCAGCUACGACUCGGGUUGCGAUGCUAGGAUAUCCUCCUGCCGAAUCCAGCUCCCGCACGAAGCGAUUCUCAAUCGACGGGCCCGCUGGCGAGCGUAUCAUAUCCAUCACUGCUGGAAUCGGGCAAUGCCGUGGCCAAGAUGUUUUGUGGUCUUUGAAAAUCACGACCUCAAAGGAUAGAGAAAUCAUCUGCGAGCCAGAGACACGACCUGCUCAUGAAGCAACCACCUCCGUUCGGCCAGCCGCAAGCGACGCGGAAGCUUAUCGACAAUACCUUGGCUACCCAGAUUGCAGCUACCCAGAUCCCGAUGAUCCGUACGCCUACGACGGGUUGCCUUCCGACGAUGAAUCUGACUCUCUGUCAACUAGCGAUUCAGACGCCCACGAUUUCAAUUUUAAUCACUUUGCGCCUGGACCUAUGGAGUGGCAAGAGCCUCAGGUCCCGCCGGGCGAUGACGCCGCUAUAACGGGAGUAUAUGUGAUUCAGGACCCCGUUGUUGGUUUCACAAAGUUGGGUAUCAUCUCUGAGACUGCCGAGUUCGAUGACUAG
Messenger RNA from Cercospora beticola, 1998 nucleotides. RefSeq lists its product as uncharacterized. Gene Ontology annotation, molecular function: protein binding. Lineage: Eukaryota; Fungi; Ascomycota; Dothideomycetes; Mycosphaerellales; Mycosphaerellaceae. The record is from RefSeq and is a predicted model, not a curated record.